This is a messenger RNA of Porites lobata, 2316 nucleotides long. Lineage: Eukaryota; Metazoa; Cnidaria; Anthozoa; Scleractinia; Poritidae. The record is from the annotation of a GenBank genome assembly.
AUGGAUGAGAAGAAGCCCAGCGGACUAACACAAAAACAACUUAAACGGUACACCGACAUUUUUGACGGCGGAAGACUUCAUCAUACGCCCAAGCGCAUUUUGGUGCACGGACGACCAGGUAUCGGCAAGACCGUUUUUACGCAGAAAGCUACAUUCGACUGGUCCCAGCACAGAUUUAAAGGAACAACGGGAAGAUUUGAUCUCGUACUUUUGGUCAAAUUACGUGAUGUUUGCGACCUCAACGAUGUCCCUGCCAUUCUGAACGAUGCUAAUCUUCUCGCGAGUGAUGGCCCAGUUUCCACUGAAAACCUGUACGAUUACGUUCGUCGCCACCAAGAAAACGUGUUGCUUAUUUUGGACGGCUACGAUGAGUACGUACACAGCGCAGCAAGCCAAUCACCUGUUCUUCAAAUCUGGGAGAAAAAGCAGUUGAGGGAUUGUUGUGUUAUUAUAACGUCUAGAGACAUGAAAGGAGAUGGAUUGAAAAGUUCCAGCGAUGCUCAAUUUGAGAUCGACGGUUUCGACCGUGAGAGACAAGAAGAGUUCGCCCGUAGAUUCUUGAAAAAUGAUCAAGAUGUUAAAGAGUUUUUCAGGUAUUUGAAACAACAAAGUCUGGAGGACGUAGCAAAAAUACCUAUGGUACUUUUAAUGCUGUCUUUAGCUUGGAAGGAAAAGGAUCGUGAAGGACUACCUUCAUCACGGGUGAUGGUAUACCUUCAGUUUCUACAGACUAUGUUUAAUCACAUGUCGGAAAAACAAAAAAAGCCGGCGGAAAAAGUUGACGAUCACAAACAGGAACUCUGUAAAGUAGGAGAACUAGCGUUUGACGCACUUCUACAAGAUUUACUUUAUUUUCCUCUCAGUAAACGGCCGGAUUACGUUUUGACUGAGAAACUGAUCGAGGCCGGGUUGUUUCAGCUGCUAAACAUGUCCGCUGUUAACCCGUGCAAAGCCGUGCACUUCAUUCACAAAUCCAUGCAGGAGUUUUUGGCUUCUUUAUUUCUAAAAGAAGAACUGUUAUCUCAAGAAAGUAAAAACAAUUCCCUUUUCAAAGUCGACUCAGUUGAAAAGAUCUUAAAGUUGAAUGAAGCUUUUAAAUUUGCUGCUGAAAUGUCAGAAGAAGCCGCGCGCGAGAUCUUGAUUUAUCUGUUGGAAAUGGCGGCGAAGGAAGCCGGAGAGUACAACUUCGAUAACGAAGCACCGUCACUCGAAGAUUUGUCUAAUGAACAAAGAAAUCUUCUAACUCUAUGUACACAUUUAUUCUUCUACUGCUCAGCAGACACGAGAACAGAACUUUCCCCCAAUUUUCUUUCUAAUCUAGGAGGUGUUUUUUUAAUAAAUCCUGACCAGCUGAAUAUUGCAGCAAAGGAAAAUUUUGUUAAAACUACCGCUUCACUUAUGUACAUAUUUUUCUCUUAUAGCGACCAGUAUACAGAGCAAAGUUAUAAUCAUUUAAUAACUUUAGCACAGCAAUUAAACGCUGUUAUAGCUAGUAGAACAGGAGAACAGAAAGCAUCAGAAUUUUUGAAUGUAUUUCCACGGCGUAGUGUUGACGAGUUUUUUUUAAUGAAAGAAGAAAACAACACUCACCUUUAUUUUACUAAAAUUGUAAAAAGUGAGGGCACUCCUCUUCCUUUUAAAAUGGUAAAGACGUUAGUUAGUUCAGAAGAGACAACAAAGAAGACAAACAUGAAUGGUGAUGAGUCAAGUGAAGAGAGCAGCAGCAGCUGUUGUUCAAAGCGUCAUGGUCUCUCCAGGGUUCGGAGGAUUAAAGCUUCUGAUGUGAACAGGUCAGAAGUGGAACAGCUGAUUGAGAUGAUGUUGUUUGUCACCGCUCCACACGUGAUAUGGGUUUGGGGUAAAGUCGGUGAAGUGUUUGAUGCUGAGGUAACAGAGUCUCUACUGAGGAGCAUCCCAACACACAAACUGGAGAUGUUAGCACUCUGGAAUAUCAAUGUAACAUCAUCACCUGCUGUGGAGUUCAUCAGCAGAGUAUUUGAACAAGAUCUUCCAAACUUGAAGGUGCUCGACAUGUCAUUCAAUCCUCUUCUGGGUGCAGGAGUCGACAGCUUGAUAAAACAUCUCAGCUGCGCUCCUCACGUGGAGGGACUGGGGCUUGAAGGAGUGAAGAUGACUCCACAGCAGGUGAUGAAUCUCACAUCAGCUGUACAGCAGCACGGAAACAACACUCAACUGGUGUCACCCUACCACGUAAGUUUUCCAAUUUUGUCGCAAUUUGUUUCUUUAUUCUUUGUUUACAGUUUAUUUCUACUCAGCUCUUGCCUUUCGCCAUUUUCCUUUCUUUGUCAUUUUUAU